CGUACCAAUUGACCUUCAUUUCUAGCACGUUCUCUGCCGUGUCGUGAUGCUCCGGUGCUUGUCUGGCUUUCGUUCGUCGUCUUGGAGAUUGUGUGGCAUAGCAUCUGGGCGUAAUUACGCAAAGGAUGUAAAAUUUGGCGCGGACGCUCGUGCUGCUAUGCUUGUCGGAGUGGACAUUCUUGCAGAUGCGGUCGCCGGGACUAUGGGACCAAAGGGGCGGAACGUUAUUCUAGAAAGCUCGUGGAAAUCCCCCAAGAUAACGAAGGAUGGUGUCACGGUUGCAAAGGGUAUUGAACUUAAAGAUAAGUUUCAGAACAUCGGCGCCCGACUGGUGCAAGAUGUCGCGAAUAACACGAACGAAGAGGCGGGUGACGGAACUACCACUGCCACCGUGCUGGCCAGAGCCAUCGCAAAGGAAGGAUUCGAAAAGAUUAGUAAGGGCACCAACCCCAUAGAAUUCAGGCGAGGCGUCAUGCUGGCUGUUGAUGCUGCUGUAAAUGAGCUCAAAAAGCUAUCUAAGCCCAUAUCGACGCCCGAGGAGGUGGCUCAAGUUGCCACUAUAUCUGCCAACGGUGAUAGCACUAUUGGCGAGUUAAUCUCCACGGCCAUGAAAAAAGUCGGCACUGAUGGAACCAUAACAGUUAAGGACGGGAAAACUUUGAAGGAUGAGCUGGAGUUUAUUGAAGGGAUGAAAUUUGAUCGGGGCUACAUCUCACCAUAUUUCAUUAACACCGAAAAAGGGGCUCGCUGCGAAUUUCAAGAUUCAUUCGUUUUAUUUUCAGAAAAGAAGAUCAACAGCAUUCAAACUCUACUUCCGGCUCUCGAGCUGUGCCAUCAGCAGAAAAAGCCCCUUGUCAUCAUCGCCGAAGACGUUGAGGGAGAGGCACUUACUGCCCUUGUAUUGAACAGAAUAAAACUAGGACUUCAGGUCUGCGCUGUCAAGGCGCCCGGUUUCGGCGACAACAGAAAAAAUACCUUGCGCGAUAUGGCCAUUGCAACCGGUGGAGUCGUUUUCGGUGAUGAGGCAGAUAUGUACAAACUCGAGGAUGCCCAGUUGCAUGACAUGGGCAGAGUGGCUGAGGUUGUUGUUACUAAAGACGAUUGUCUCCUCAUGCGUGGGCGCGGAGCCAAAGCUGACGUUGACAAGCGGAUUUCUCAGAUUAAGAGCGAGAUUGAAGCUUCUAAUAGUGAGUACGAAAAAGAAAAGAUGCAGGAGCGUAUGGCUAAGCUCUCGAAUGGUGUCGCUGUCAUAAAGGUUGGCGGCAGCAGUGAGGUCGAAGUCAGCGAAAAGAAGGAUCGUUUCACAGAUGCUCUUAACGCUACGAGAGCGGCCGUGGAGGAAGGCAUCGUUCCUGGUGGUGGCGUAGCUCUUCUUCGUUGUAUCCCGUGUCUGCAGAACGUACAGUGUAAAAAUGAGGACCAAAAAAUAGGUGAGCUCUUCUGCCAGCUUCAUGUCAUCAGGGUUGUCUGCACCUACAAGUUGGCUUAACGAGUUUUAUCGUGUUUAGCGACAUCACUUUCCCACUACUUGCUUGCCAUUGUUUGCAACGGUUAUUUUAGUCCUCCGAGUGGGCACUUUAGUUUCCCAUACGCCCUUCAAGGUUUUGCGUCUGUGACUAGCCUUAUUUUCAUGUUUUGCAGGUCGAUAGUGGUCAUCGAGUGUUCCGACCGAGUCAACGACCUGCGCCGGGUCGAUCGUGACCUACAUGAAAUUCGCGCAACUUGAUUAGUGCUUUUAGCAAAUCACUUUGUGCUACAACAUUUGCGUGAUCGCAUAACUUGCCUUUGGAGACUGUUCGGCCAUGUGAUUCAUUUAUUCUACACCGUGAACUUUUACAUGUCGGUAAAUUCAGUGACUCGAAUUUUGAUGCGAUAUCCAUUUCAGUGCGAUGUAAGUUACCAGUCAGCCUAAUUUUAAGUCACUAUUUUUAGCAGGAUAAAGGUAAUCUGCAUAUAAUGUCAACCACACCUGGCGAAAGCAUCUUUACUUAUCUGUUAAGCGUCCAGGUUGUCCUCCGCGCACUUUCAACUCCGGCUUACACCAUCGCGGUGAACGCCUCGGUAGUCGUUGAGAAACCUAUGGGCCUUUGCUCUUCGGAGCUCUGCGUCUGUGACACUUGAUAUUUACGUGAGCUGCCGGUCGAUAGUGGUCAUCGAGUGUUCCGACCGAGUCAACGACCUGCGUCGGGUCGAUCGUGACCUACAUGAAAUUCGCGCAACUUGAUUAGUGCUUUUAGCAAAUCACUUUGUGCUACAACAUUUGCGUGAUCGCAUAACUCACCUUUGAAGACCGUCCGGUCAUGUGAUUCAUCUAUGCCACACUCCAUGCACUUUUAUAUGUCGAUUGAUACAGUUAGCCGAACUCUAACGCGAUAUCCAUUUCAAUGCGUCAAAAGUUGUCAGUCAUUCUGCUUUUGUGUUACUAUUGUAAUUAAGAUAAAACUAGUCUGCAAAUGUUACCAAAAACGGCUUUUUAUAUUAGGCGUCCAGAUUGUCCUCCGCGCACUCUCAACUCCGGCUUAUACAAUUGCGGCCAACGCUGGGGUGAACGCUUCGGUAGUCGUUGAGAAACUUAUGGGUCUCUCUGGCAACAUGGGGUACGACGCCCUCAAUGACACCUACGUUGAUAUGAUAGAGGAAGGAAUUAUCGAUCCUACCAAGGUCGUUCGCACAGCCCUGGUGGAUGCUGCUGGCGUCGCUUCUCUGUUGACGACUGCAGAGACCGUCGUAACGGAUCUUCCAAAAGAGGAGCCCUCGCCGGCCGCUGGCAUGGGUGGUAUGGGAGGCAUGGGAGGAAUGGGAAUGAUGUGAUCUUUGCGCCACUUGAAUCCGAGUGACUGAGUCAUUAGGCUUCGUAGUGAUUUGUAUUUCUAAAUUUCCAUUUGUCCAAAGGCCCAUUUUCCCCACCAAUAAAACUGCUUUGCAUUUAUG
Dicrocoelium dendriticum is the source of this 2931-nucleotide messenger RNA. Lineage: Eukaryota; Metazoa; Platyhelminthes; Trematoda; Plagiorchiida; Dicrocoeliidae. The record is from the annotation of a GenBank genome assembly.